UUGUUGAUGUGAUUUUCUUAUUUUCUACAGAAACGCUGGUUAUAACUGAAACAAAAGUGCCGCAAUAUGUCACAGGAUUUCUGGUUACAGAAUUAUGAUGCAGCUUGCCGGAUGGCUCAAGAAAUUGCAGAACACAUCCAUGAAAGAAACAGACUGCAAAGAACUGGAGGAAAUCCAGCCAAGCUGAACAUGACCCUGAGAGCAUCAUUACAGAAGCUCAAACAGAAUAUAGCACAGCUCAGGGACACGUUGAAUCGAGCUGCUGUUCAAAGGCAGAUAAUGCAAGCUGAAGCAGACAGAAGACAAAACCUUGUUGACGAUCUUGCUACCAGAGAAACAAGACUAAACGCCUCUUUCAAAGGAGACAUCUCAGAAGCGGAGCCAGCAAGGUCAAGUCUGAUGACAGGAGGAAAUGGGUCGGGACCGGCAGUGAACCCGUGGCUGAUUAAUGAGUCUGAGGAGACCAGAGGACUCGGCUUUGGAGAAAUCAAACACCAACAACAGCAGAUUAUCGAAGCUCAGGAUGCUGGCCUGGAUGCUCUGGCUGCAGUCAUAAGUAGGCAAAAACAGAUGGGUCAGGAAAUCGGCAAUGAGCUAGAAGAACAGAACGACGCCAUAAAGCAUCUAAUCGGUAUUCCCGCCGCCCAGGCCGCAGUGCUGCUUAGUGGAUCUUGGCUUUGAUAUGGCGUGAUACAUCUGGAAUGAAUGUGUGCUUGUGACAGUCGUGUGCUGCAUGGUCCCACAUUAAACAUCGGUGGCAGGAAUUCCCAGACGACAGGAAGAAGUGAUCUAGAGCCCUGCAAACUGUGUGACCAAGAUGAGCGGUGAACGCUUUACACCUCUCGUUGCAUUCUAGAUACUUUUUCGCAUGUCAAGACACAAGACAGAUUUGUUUUGAGAAAAAUAUGCUUUGGGUCUGAACAAAUGUCUUUGUUUUGAAAAGGAAGGAAGUUGCAUUUACAGACGCGAAUUGAUGUCAGUGCACUCAUGUGUUAUGAAUGAUGGCGAGAUGUAGAACUCGAUAAUUUUCUACAGAGUAUCGAAUGAGACGACAGAUUGAGCACAUGGUGUUUUCACAACACGGAGGAAUUUAGCGUAUUAAAAAUGAGAUGUAAUGUAAUGAAACUUUAAUGGUAGUCCAGAGCGUUCAACAAACACAUUAUCUAUCAGUAAGGUCUCAUUAGCUAGAAGAGAAACGUAGUCAUCCU
Rhinichthys klamathensis goyatoka is the source of this 1208-nucleotide messenger RNA. It is a transcript of the gene stx8, whose product is annotated as syntaxin 8. Lineage: Eukaryota; Metazoa; Chordata; Actinopteri; Cypriniformes; Leuciscidae. The coding region runs from base 67 to 681 and encodes 204 amino acids. The record is from RefSeq and is a predicted model, not a curated record. Gene Ontology annotation, cellular component: endomembrane system; SNARE complex. The transcript has 7 exons. Gene Ontology annotation, molecular function: SNAP receptor activity; SNARE binding. Gene Ontology annotation, biological process: vesicle fusion; intracellular protein transport.